AUGGACGCCCUCACCGCCGAGUACGACCAGGCAGUUCUGCAACUGAUAAGGGAGUGGAAUGCGAAGCGUGACCCCACCUUUGCUGUUGUAUGGCAACCUGGUUCCGCUGUCGAUAUUGCGAACUACCCCAUCGAGGCGGUCUCGGACGUCGACUGUUUCCAUCCCAGCUCCGACGCGCACGGUCGUCUGGCAGCUGGGUUCUGGAACAGAUACCACCUCGAUCUCGAAUCGAAAGCCGCCCCCAUCACCUGGGACGAGAGCAUCAAGGUGCGCUGCCUCGAGGACGGCGACCGGAUCAAGAUUCCCAAUCUGUAG
Molecule: messenger RNA, 315 nt
Organism: Trichosporon asahii var. asahii CBS 2479
Lineage: Eukaryota; Fungi; Basidiomycota; Tremellomycetes; Trichosporonales; Trichosporonaceae
Exons: 3
Coding region: 1-315 (104 amino acids)
Source: RefSeq, a predicted model, not a curated record